This is a messenger RNA of Brachypodium distachyon (stiff brome), 1952 nucleotides long. Its product is annotated as nematode resistance protein-like HSPRO1. Gene Ontology annotation, molecular function: metal ion binding; heme binding. Bases 257 to 1660 code for a protein of 467 amino acids. The transcript has a single exon. Gene Ontology annotation, biological process: defense response. Lineage: Eukaryota; Viridiplantae; Streptophyta; Magnoliopsida; Poales; Poaceae. The record is from RefSeq and is a predicted model, not a curated record.
UCAAACCACUCUGCACCACGGUCCACACGCACGCCAGCCAUCACGCGCUCCUCUUCUUCCCCCUAUCUCAUCCGCUGAUCUGCUGCUCCUCCCGUCGAACGUAUAUAUAAGACGCCUCGCCUUCUAAUUCUCGAGGCCACAGCAGAAGCAAGCUAGUAGUACAACGAGAUUUAUAGUCGAAGUUUCUUUUGGAAUUCCAAGCGAUAAGCAGAGAUUUCAAACCAUCAAUCAACGACGGUUCAACUGGAGCGCUGAAAUGGCAACGACCAAGCUGUCCCCGGUCUCGCCUGUGCGGCCGGACGAUAAGCGGCGCGCGCCGUCGGCGGCGGCGGUUCUGAAGGUGCCGGACAGCACGGCGGCGGAGGCGUACGAGCAGUACCUCCGGCUGCCGGAGCUGUCGAGGCUCUGGAAGGACACGUGCUGCCCGGGCUGGGCCGACGAGGGCCUGGUCAAGCCGGCGCUGCAGGCGCUGGAGAUCACCUUCCGAUUCGUGUCCCUCGCGCUCUCCGACCCGCGUGGCUACGCCAGCCGCCGCGAGCUCGCGCGCCGGCUCGAGUCGCUCGCGGCGCGGGAGGUGGAGCUUGUGGCCGCGCUCUGCGAGGGCGGCGAGCGGUGCGCGCCGCCGCUGGCCGCGCUGAGCGCGUCCGGGGGCGUGCUCCCGCGGGAGCGUAGCGCGUCCGAGGUGUGGCAGCUCCCCGGGAGCGCGGCCGCCGUGGUGUGCCACGCCAGCGAGUCCAGCCUGCUCCCGCGCCUCGCCGCGUGGGACAAGUCCGAGACGCUGGCGGCCAGGAUCAAGUACGCCAUCGAGAGCCAGAUGCAAGGGUGCGCCUUCUCCCUCGGCCUCGGCGAGCCCAACCUCGCCGGCAAGCCCGUGCUGGAGUACGACCGCGUGGUGCGCCCGCACGAGCUGCACGCCCUCAAGCCCAAGGUCGCGCCGGAGCCCAAGACGGGCUACCGCAACAGGGAGAACGAGGCGCUCUUCACCAUCCACCAGAUACUCGAAUCCUGGCUGUGCGCGGCGUCCCAACUCCUCGCCCGCCUCAACAGCCGAAUCGAGGCCAGAGACUGGGAGGCUGCGGCGAGCGACUGCUGGAUCCUGGAGCGCGUCUGGAAGCUGCUCGCCGACAUCGAGGACCUGCACUUGCUGAUGGAUCCGGACGACUUCCUGCGGCUCAAGAGCCAGCUCGCGAUCCGGGCGGCGCCGGGCACCGACGCGUCCUGCUUCUGGUCCAGGGCGCUGCUGCACGUCGCGAACGGCACGAGGGACAUCAAGAAGCAGGUGCCGUCGAUAAUCGGCGUCGAGGUUGACCCCAAUGGCGGGCCGAGGGUGCAGGAGGCGGCCAUGAGGCUGUACCACGGCCGGAGGCGCGGCGAAGGCGAGGACGCCGGCAAGAUCGAGCUGCUGCAGGCUUUCCAGGCCGUGGAGGCGGCCGUGCGGAGGUUCUUCUUCGCGUACCGGCAGCUCGUGGCGGCCGUGAUGGGCACGGCGGAGGCUUCGGGCAACCGGGCGCUGUUCGUGCCGACGGAGGGGACGGACCCCUUGUCGCAGAUGUUCCUCGAGCCGCCGUACUUUCCCAGCCUCGACGCCGCCAAGACGUUCUUGGCCGACUACUGGGUUCAGCACAUGGUCGCCAACUCUGCUUCGUCCGGGCAGAGCUGAAUGUCUGAUUGUCUGAAGAACGGCGAAAGCGAAGCGACCCGUAAUUUUGCAGGCAAGUGAAGAUGAUGCUGUAAUCUAUAGCGAUCCAUUUAUGUAGCCAUAGAGUGUAGUGCGAGUAGAUAAACUCUUACGCGUGCGUGUUGUUUUGUGAUUUGUUCUACGUAUUUCACGAAGAUAUCGAUUCAAUUAGAUCACAUUGGGAACGGUAGUCUGAUGUAUUUCAAUUGCGUUCCUCUAAUGUAAAUAUCAUUCAGAAUCAAUGUAAUAUGUACGCGGUAAAACAUUACCUACU